This is a messenger RNA of Trichoderma gamsii, 900 nucleotides long. Its product is annotated as SHO1 osmosensor. The record is from RefSeq and is a predicted model, not a curated record. Bases 1 to 900 code for a protein of 299 amino acids. The transcript is spliced from 3 exons. Gene Ontology annotation, molecular function: protein binding. NCBI's taxonomy places the organism in Eukaryota, Fungi, Ascomycota, Sordariomycetes, Hypocreales, Hypocreaceae.
AUGGAGCACUCAAAUAUUUACAGACGACGAGGCUUCCAGAGUGGCAACAUCUUGGGCGACCCGUUUGCGCUGGCAACCACAUCAAUCGGUUUUCUUGCGUGGCUCAUCACCUUCGUCGGGUGCAUUAUCGGCCAGAUCCAAGAAACGCCAAACGACCCAUUCCCCAAGUUCUCUUGGUGGGCAAGCAUAUUCAGCCUCUUCUUGAUCAUUGGCGUUUUCUAUGUUGUCGGUAGCGACACGAUUCAGACCUACCAUGUAGCACUUACGGGAUAUUCUGCUGGAGGCAUGGUGCUGGUAACCUCAUCGGUCAACUCCCUGGUAUAUUCAAAGGACGCAGCACGAGAAGCUGCUGCUGCUGGCUUUAUCCUCCUUUCCAUGGUCGUGCUCGUCUGGACUUUAUACUUUGGAUCGACGCCCUCUGCUACACCCCGUGCAUUCCUCGACUCCUUCGCCCUCACCAAAGAAUCUGCUCAUAUGCAGCGACAAACCAUGAGCAAUUACGGCAGUGGCAUGGGCAUGGGCAUGGGCCGUCCUGAGACGUCCAAUUCUGUCCAACCACCGCAAAUGUAUACAUCUGCUCAGCUCAAUGGCUUCGAAAAUCCUUCACCUGUUGGCGGCGCCUCUCAGAUGGGUGGAGGUCGCGGCUCCCAGCUUCCUGGGUUUGGGCCAGCCCAGAUCAAGGUGACAGGCCCUGAUGCUCAAGUUAUCCCUCCCACCGAAUACCCCUAUCGAGCAAAGGCCAUCUACAGCUACAAAGCCGACCCCAAAGACGGCAACGAAAUUUCCUUUGAAUUGGACGACAUUCUUGAGGUGUCUGAUGUUAGCGGACGAUGGUGGCAAGCGCGAAACAAAGACGGACAGACUGGUAUUGCACCUAGCAACUAUCUCGAAUUGCUAUGA